Messenger RNA from Cylas formicarius (sweet potato weevil), 1001 nucleotides. Its product is annotated as ceramide-1-phosphate transfer protein. The record is from RefSeq and is a predicted model, not a curated record. The transcript has 3 exons. Gene Ontology annotation, molecular function: ceramide 1-phosphate binding; ceramide 1-phosphate transfer activity. Gene Ontology annotation, cellular component: cytoplasm; cytosol; membrane. NCBI's taxonomy places the organism in Eukaryota, Metazoa, Arthropoda, Insecta, Coleoptera, Brentidae. Gene Ontology annotation, biological process: intermembrane lipid transfer; ceramide transport. The coding region runs from base 153 to 773 and encodes 206 amino acids.
AUUACAUUUUACUGAACAUUCAUUUUUCGUUAGUGUAAAUAAACAAGAAAUAAGAGGUAGUGGACUAAAAACGCGUUCGUUUAUUUCACCUCAGUGUGCUAAACUUCCGCUUUCUUAACUGUGCUUCCCGUUAAUAGUACAUAUCUUGCACAAUGGAAAACGGCGAUAUCACUAAGUUCGACUUGAAACUGGUACACGAUAAAUUCUCCGCUGCCUUGAUUGAAGAUGAUGACAUAGAUAUAGAACUUUAUUUGGAAAGCUUUCAAGAACUGGACAAAUUCUUCAAUUUGGUUGGAAGCAUGUUUAGAUUUGUAAGCAAUGACCUCAAAGAAAAGAGCAAUCAUCUAAAGGAAUUAAAAUACAAAACUGUGAAAAUGAUGAUCCAGCACGAAAAAGAAAACAAUUUGUUAAACAAGAAGGGAUAUGUGUCUGGAAGUAGAACACUCUUGAGGAUACACAGGGGCUUAGAUUUUAUCCGAUUGUUUCUAAAGAAACUAAGUGAAUUGGAAGAUCAGGAAACCACAUCGAAGGCUUGCAAAGAGGCUUAUGAUCUCACUUUAACCCAUCAUCAUUCUUUUUUGGUUCGAACAAGUGCUCAUCUUGCAAUGUACACUUUGCCGACUAGAGGAGAGCUACUGCAGAGAGUAUGUGGAAAAGAAGAAGAUGUUAAACAAACUUUGGAGAUAUUGCCCAACACUUUGAUAGCUACUAGCGUUGUUUAUACUCGGAUUGAUACUCUGUACAGCCUCCAUGAUUUGCACAAUUUGCCGUGAAAGGUUGAGCUUGGUAAAAUAUAAUAUUUGAGUAUUAGUUAGUUUCCUGUCUUUACAUAGUUAUUACAUAAAUUACAAAAAGGAACUAACCAAAAUACCAAAAAAUAGUCAAAGUUAUUAUUUUAGUAUACAUUUAUUGGAGGUAGGACAUUCCUCUAUUGUCCAUUCCACUGUGUCAUCCAUGACAGUCAGUCAUCCCAAGCCCAAGCCAUCAGACGUUGUGGAAAA